Tachysurus vachellii is the source of this 3448-nucleotide messenger RNA. RefSeq lists its product as uncharacterized. The record is from RefSeq and is a predicted model, not a curated record. The coding region runs from base 45 to 3371 and encodes 1108 amino acids. Gene Ontology annotation, biological process: response to bacterium. The transcript has 18 exons. NCBI's taxonomy places the organism in Eukaryota, Metazoa, Chordata, Actinopteri, Siluriformes, Bagridae.
ACAGCUCAUCAAGAGGACAUGCAGUACAGUACACAUACCUCAAGAUGUUAAUGCUAAUGUGGAUUCAAGUGCUGCUGUUUGAUAUAGUCGAUUCACAGACGCAAAAUAAAGUGGUCUAUCAGCCGAACCCGGUGAUCAGCGCUGCUCCUGGUGAUAACGUGACUCUACAAUGCUUUCUACGUGACGUACAAAACUCUGAUCCCAUCGUUUGGUACAAACAAGAAGGAGGACACAAGCCUUCCUUAGUGGCUGUGGUACAGAAAGUACAGGAUCCUAUUUACCAAGACGACUUCGACUCUCCGAGGUUCAGAAUCGAGAAAGGAAGCCAAAGCUUUCAUUUGAAAAUAACGGACGUGAAACCGUCGGACGAAGCCGUGUAUUACUGUGGACUGAUUACGUUUUACAUUGUAUUUGCUAAAGGAACGUAUUUAUCAGUGAAAGGUACUGAAGAUGUGCGUUUCUCUGUGUGGCAGAGCGGCGUGUUGGACUCGGUUCCUGCAGGAGCCUCAGUGACUCUGCAGUGCUCGGUUCUCUCUGAGAGCAGAGCAGCAGAACUCCAAGUGCUCUGGUUCAGAGCUGCUCCACCACAAUCCCAUCCUCAAAUCAUUUACACUCAUCACAACAGCAGCCAUCAGUGUGAGAGCGGCUCUUCUACACACACCUGUGUGUACAACUUCUCCAAGAACAUCCUCAGCCUCAAUGAUACUGGAACUUACUACUGCGCUGUGCUCCUGUGUGGGAAGAUCAUCUUCGGGAACGGGACACCGGUACAGAUGGAAAACUUUGCAGCGUCUUAUAAUCCUGUAGUGAUGUGUCUGGGAACAGCGCUGGUAAUGUGCGGGAUUCUGAUUUCUGUUCAAACUGUUUUACUCUGUAAAAGAAAAAACGGUCCACAACACAGAGAGAGAAUUCAGCAUGAUGCCGUGAUAAACACUGACGAGACGAACGCUCAGGUUGGUGAUGCUGUAGAGCUGAAUUACGCUGCCUUACAUUUUAAUGAAAGGAAAAUUAAAAGAGUGAGAGGAAAUCGAGGACCAUCUCAAGACCGUGUUUACACUGAAGUGAAAUAUUCCACCAUUUCUCACUUAAAUCAUUUUCUAGAUUCGGCCAAAACUGCGGAAAUUUCCAGAACAUCAGUUCUUUCAGUGAAGUCUGGAGAACGUGUUACUCUUAACUGCCCAUUUGGAGACAGUCGUAAGGCUGAAAGCGUGGUCUGGUACAAACUCAUACUUGGAGAAAUGCCUCAAAAAAUUGGAGAAAGAUUAGCGUAUAAGGAUAUAAACAUUUCACCUGAGUUCAUGACUUCAGGAUUUAAAAUAGAGGAGAGUGAUAACCACAUUUCUUUGACAAUUCAACAAAUAAAAAAAGAAGACGGAGGACUUUAUUACUGCGGAAAGUGUAACAUGGAUGAAGUUGACUUGUCCAAUGGAACUUUCUUGGCUGUAACAGGUACUGAAGAUGUAAAAGUGAGUGUGUGGCAACACAGCGUGUUGGACUCGGUUCCUGCAGGAGCCUCAGUGACUCUGCAGUGCUCGGUUCUUUCUGAGAGCAGAGCAGCAGAACUCCAAGUGCUCUGGUUCAGAGCUGCUCCACCACAAUCCCAUCCUCAAAUCAUUUACACUCAUCACAACAGCAGCCGUCAGUGUGAGAGCGGCUCUUCUACACACACCUGUGUGUACAACUUCUCCAAGAACAUCCUCAGCCUCAAUGAUACUGGAACUUACUACUGCGCUGUGCUCCUGUGUGGGAAGAUCAUCUUGGGGAACGGGACACCGGUACAGAUGGAAAACUUUGCAGCGUCUUAUAAUCCUGUAGUGAUGUGUCUGGGAACAGCGCUGGUAAUGUGCGGGAUUCUGAUUUCUGUUCAAACUGUUUUACUCUGUAAAAGAAAAAACGGUCCACAACACAGAGAGAGAAUUCAGCAUGAUGCCGUGAUAAACACUGACGAGAAGAACGCUCAGGUUGGUGAUGCUGUAGAGCUGAAUUACGCUGCCUUACAUUUUAAUGAAAGGAAAAUUAAAAGAACUGCCGACUCUUGUGCUAAUCAUCUUCGUCCGUUAAUGAAUCAUUUUCAUCCUGGUGGGCGUGGUCUCUUCUUGGGUAACUCCACCCCCAUCCGCAUUGACGGAGGCUCUCUGAAAACAUAUGCUAUGGACUUUAAACACAUCAAAUCUCAAACUGUACACCUACUGUACCGGAUAAACCAGCUUUCUCCACCAUUAUGCUCAAUCAUCAUCAUCAUCACCAUCAUCAUCAUCCUCGCAAUACCAUCUGAAGGAAAAACCUUUGGAAGAAUGACAUUCAUUGCUCCACUCAACCAGACUAACAUUCAGGGUCUGAGGAUGACUUUAAUCUGGACAAUUGUUUUAUUUCUCAACACAAUAUAUUCGGCCAAAACUGCGGAAAUUUCCAGAACAUCAGUUCUUUCAGUGAAGUCUGGAGAACGUGUUACUCUUAACUGCCCGUUUGGAGACAGUCGUAAGGCUGAAAGCGUGGUCUGGUACAAACUCAUACUUGGAGAAAUGCCUCAAAAAAUUGGAGAAAGAUUAGCGUAUAAGGAUAUAAACAUUUCACCUGAGUUCAUGACUUCAGGAUUUAAAAUAGAGGAGAGUGAUAACCGCAUUUCUUUGACAAUUCAACAAAUAAAAAAAGAAGACGGAGGACUUUACUACUGCGGAAAGUGUAACAUGGAUGAAGUUGACUUGUCCAAUGGAACUUUCUUGGCUGUAACAGGUACUGAAGAUGUAAAAGUGAGUGUGUGGCAACACAGCGUGUUGGACUCGGUUCCUGCAGGAGCCUCAGUGACUCUGCAGUGCUCGGUUCUUUCUGAGAGCAGAGCAGCAGAACUCCAAGUGCUCUGGUUCAGAGCUGCUCCACCACAAUCCCAUCCUCAAAUCAUUUACACUCAUCACAACAGCAGCCAUCAGUGUGAGAGCGGCUCUUCUACACACACCUGUGUGUACAACUUCUCCAAGAACAUCCUCAGCCUCAAUGAUACUGGAACUUACUACUGCGCUGUGCUCCUGUGUGGGAAGAUCAUCUUCGGGAACGGGACACCGGUACAGAUGGAGAACUUUCCGGAAAAUGCUUUAGAUCCUGAAGUGGUCUACCUCACUGUAGUGGUGGUCGUGUGUGUGGUUGUGAUCUUCACUCAAGCUUUUAUCAUCUGUAAAAUGAGAAACUGUGACAGAUCCAGAGCAGCGAGACCUCAACAAGGUUCUAGAGCAGAAAAAACACCCAAUAAAGAUGGUGAUGCAGCGGAGCUGAAUUACACUUCUUUACAUUUCAGUAAGAAGAACACUAAAAGAGUGAGCAGAAACAGAGUCAAACCUGAAGACUGCGUUUAUUCUGAAGUGUUGUCUGCCACCUAGAUUAUAUUUUUUAUUUAAUUUGUUUCUUUUAUUCAUUAGUUUUAUUUUUCCUAAUUAAAGUUUAUUACAUAUCUGUG